UAAUUCUAAUACUAGUGCUGUUGAGGAGGCUGUUAAAGAAAUUGAUAAAACUGAAGAUGCUGAAGAUAGAACUGAUGAUGCUGGUGAUGAUGAUGCCGGUGAUGCUGAACAUGAAAGGACAGAGUGGGGAUUGUUAAGGUUAUUUAGAGAUGCGUGGCUGUGUGCAGAGCAUGCUGGAAGGACUGAAGUUGAGUUGAGAGAUUUGAGGUUUGCAGCAGAGUUCCGAGAACAAGUGAGGAUUGAAACUCUUACAAAUGAUUAA
Entrophospora candida is the source of this 262-nucleotide messenger RNA. The record is from the annotation of a GenBank genome assembly. Lineage: Eukaryota; Fungi; Glomeromycota; Glomeromycetes; Entrophosporales; Entrophosporaceae.